Messenger RNA from Rhinopithecus roxellana (golden snub-nosed monkey), 4859 nucleotides. Its product is annotated as triadin-like. Gene Ontology annotation, cellular component: sarcoplasmic reticulum; membrane. Gene Ontology annotation, molecular function: signaling receptor binding. The record is from RefSeq and is a predicted model, not a curated record. NCBI's taxonomy places the organism in Eukaryota, Metazoa, Chordata, Mammalia, Primates, Cercopithecidae. The transcript is spliced from 8 exons. Bases 235 to 1083 code for a protein of 282 amino acids.
GCUGAGCCACAAGUGCUGCUUGGAAAGGGCUUAGGUUGAUUCCAGGGGGAGAACUCUGCAGAGGAGAGGCAAAGUUCAACAGGACAACAAAGAAGCAGCAGAAACAGCCAGGAAAAAGAAGAGCCCCCAGGUUUUGACACAGAACCCUCCACCAGAGUUCUCAAAUCCCCAAAUAGUCUGCAUAGUGCUACUUGACGGGAACUUUUCAGCUGACUUUUACUUUUGACGACCACCAUGACUGAGAUCACUGCUGAAGGAAAUGCAUCUACAACCACAACUGUGAUAGACAGCAAAAAUGGAUCUGUGCCCAAAUCCCCUGGAAAAGUGCUGAAGAGGACAGUCACAGAAGACAUAGUGACCACGUUCAGCUCUCCUGCAGCCUGGCUUCUGGUCAUUGCCCUGAUAAUCACGUGGUCAGCUGUUGCCGUCGUUAUGUUUGAUUUAGUGGAUUACAAAAACUUUUCAGCAAGCUCUAUUGCCAAGAUUGGCUCAGAUCCUUUAAAACUUGUACAUGAUGCUGUGGAGGAAACCACGGACUGGAUCUAUGGCUUCUUUUCUUUGUUAUCCGACAUAAUCUCAUCUGAAGCUGAUGAAGAAGAUGAUGGUGACGAAGACACUGAUAAAGGAGAAGUAGAGGAGCCUCCCUUGAGAAAAAAAGAAAUCCACAAAGAUAAGACUGAAAAACAAGAGAGACCUGAAAGGAAAAUACAAACUAAAGUUACACACAAAGAAAAAGAAAAAGUAAGAGAAAAAGAAAAACCUGAAAAGAAAGCAACUCACAAGGAAAAAAUUGAGAAAAAAGAAAAACCAGAAACAAAGACAGUGGCAAAAGAACAGAAGAAAGCUAAGACUGCAGAAAAGAGUGAAGAAAAGACUAAAAAGGAAGUGAAAGGUGGAAAACAGGAGAAAGUGAAGCAAACAGCUGCAAAAGUAAAAGAAGUACAAAAAACACCAUCAAAACCCAAAGAAAAGGAGGACAAAGAGAAAACAGCUGGGUCAAAGCAUGAACAGAAAGGUAAACAUUCAGAGCAGGAGGCUGCUGGAGAUUCUAAGAGAAUAUUGGGCAAGAAGCACAUGCAGUGAAAUUUAAAGCUGAGAAAGACCAAAAUCAGACUUCAAACGGGGGUAAAAGACAUUAAAGUAAAUAUAUCAGAAAGGAAAUACAGUACAUUGGAAAUUAAUAUUUAUUUAUAAAAAUACUAAAAUGUGUUCACAUAUCUAAAAGGGGCAUUUUGAAAUAUUUUUAAAAGGGGUUUGGAGGUAGCAUCUAAAAUCAUAUAAAGAUUGGGGAUAAAUGUUGAAUUUUUGAGAUAUGGAAUGUCUAUUAAGAGGUGGAAUAAAGAUUGUAUGUGUCAUACUCUUUGGAGGAAAGUGGUCCCCCAAAAUGACAACAAUUCCUAAGGAGUUUAUUAAGGGGCACAUAUUGGCAUCAUAUAGAGUAAAUAUCAUAAAAACUAUCCAUACAUUACUGUUGCAUUGGCAAGAGCACAUCAUUUAGAAUAUACAUCAAAUUUUUAAAUUUAUUUAAUAGGCAAGAUGUUAUAGAGAAGACAGCUCUUAAGAUUCUUUUUCAGUUUCCAUUGACUAAAUUUCUAACUUUAGAAAGCUCUGAAUGUGACAUAUUGUGCCACUCUUCAGCAAGAGUGAUGUCAAACUUACAUCCCCACUUUGCAAAAAUAUAGCACUUAAAUGGAGGUGGAAUAUAAACCUGAAUUUUUUUUUAUGGAAGGUUGCUACGUGAAUAUACAGAGCUGAAGGUUUAGGAGGGCAACUAAGGGUCUUACUGUACCACAUCUCUGGCACUCGUUGACUCUUUCUUUUCCUAAGUCCAUUCCUGACUCCAGGUUGCUAUAUAAUCCUGAGACUCCUUUACAGAAUACGGGGAUCUAAUAUGUAGGGACUAUUCCUCUAACUGAUGUUUCUUAGAGGCAUUGCAAAACCAAAUUUUUCUUUACUUUGUAGAACUUUUGAUUAAUGUUAUCUAAGGACUGUGUCAAAGAAUUGGUUUCUAUUAGAUUUUAGUUUAAGGCAUCUUACAAUUUUGUUACAGAGCAAGCUAUUUAGAGGAUGAAACUGAAAUUAAUUUUUCCUCAUUAUAAGGGACAAGAAAUGAAAUUUGCAAUCUGCUCAUACUGUAUUUUCAUCUUUUUUCUCUUGAAUUUGCAUUUGUAAACUUUGAUUCACAUGUAGUAUUUGUCAACUCUGAUUUAUACGACAAAAGAUACAUGUUUUAAAAAGGAGAGUUUUUCUUUUUUUAGUGAUCUACAAACUUUUUAAUUUAGAUAAUUUUAAUUUAUUUAAUAUUUUAAGUUAUAAGUCAUAUUAAAAUUUAGGAGCUCUAAAACUUUUUCCAAUUUUCAAGGUGAUUAUAUCACCAUGAAAAAAAUUUAAAAGUUAAUUAUUACUUCUAUCAAAAUUUUGUCAUUAAUGAAAUAUUUUGGUAGGAAAAAAGAAUGAAGUAAAUAAAGAGAAAAUACAUUGAAUACAAUAUUUUACUGUGGUUAAAAAAAAAAAAAAAACAACAGCCGAAAUAAUCUUUGGAUUCACUGGUAUGAUUACUUAGAUCCUAAAAUCCUUUACACUUUAGAUGGUUGUUCAAAAAGAAAAAUAAUCACAUGAAAUCAGUGAAAACCUACAAAGUACAUUCUAAUUUUUAACCAUAAAUACAGAAUGUAAAAAUUGAUGCCAGUUAUAUUUGGAAAUGUCAAAAUACUUAUCUAGCAACUAGGAAUGUGAAUGUAUUUUUUGAUGUUAAUUUUUCAUAUCUUUGGGGAUUUGGGAGCCAUAUUUUAUUGAUAAAAACUCAUCACCAGAACACUUUAAAAUAAUAUUUAUUUUCCAGGCCACAAAUAUUGUAUUUCAUUUCUAUCAGUAAUCAGAUUUAUUAAAGACAGCAUUAUAUUACCAUAUCCAUUUUCAGUCUAUUUUUAUUUCUACACAAAGAGCUAUUUAUCUAUUAAAAAGACAUUCAAAUAUCAUUUAGAAUUAAAAACAAAAGCACAAAUGUGAUUUUAUCGGCUAAACAAUUGCAAUUGCUAAAGCAAGUCUCAGUAUUGAGAACAGUUGCCAUCAAUUAUAUAAAUGUGUCAUUAGGUAAGUAAUCAAAACUUAACCUCUAAUGGCAGAUCAGACAUAUAAAUAUAUCAUUUUACUUUUCAUUUAUUUUUUUACUAAGUAAAGAUUUAAUUAAGAACAUUUUUAAAUUAAAGAAAACUAAUUACAUUAUGAUUUUAACUAAGCAAGAUAAACAAAGAUAUAGUUUUUAUUAAAAUUUCUGAGGCUUUGGUUUUGAAAAUUUUAUAUGAUGACUUAGUGUAACUGUUGAGUUAGCUUUUUGGGCAAGAGAAUACUCAUUCACAUAGUUAAGUUAGACCUAAUAUGUUUGAGGCAUUCUUUUUACAUAGAUUUCUAAAUACUUCUUUUUAAAGAAACAAGGCUCAUAGGUCCUUCACUCACUUGGAAACAGAUUUUUUACAUGGGCACAUGUUUAUUAGUAAUUAUUGAAUUACAUAGUAUACAUGUGAAUAUAUUCAAUGUAGUUACUCUCAAUAUUGUAUAUGGAAAUAAUACAUCUCUUUUUCUGCUUGAAGCGUUAGGGAUAAGAUGCAUAUGUAUAUACACACCUACCAUAAACACACACACACACAUACACACACACAAACACAAACACAAAUCAAAUAAUCUAGUUUUUAUGAACCCAUCUAAAUCUGUAUAUAGAGUAGGAAGAGUUGGCAUAAUCAGACAUUGCUCCCUAGUUUUCUGAUGACCUCUGGGAGGUCCGUGGGGAAGGAAGAACAAUUUUUCCAGCUGCCACACACUUUGCUCAUUCAUUCAUUCUUUCUUUCUUUUUAAACAACUAUUUAAAUACUUGUGGCAGGCAGAGAAAGUAUAGCUAAUGUGAAUCUGUUAUAGAGCACUGGACCACAUGUGCCCCAUCCUCAUUAGAGGUUUCAUAAUUUUUUUAAAUUUGUUUUUGUUGACACUCUGCACCCAGAAUGUAUUUUCCCUUGGUUACCACUCCACAGGGAACACCAACUAAGUAUCCUUUGAAUGACAUGUAUCACUGCUUCCUGAGGAUCAAGGAGAGAAAUGGAGGACAGCAUGUGUUAUUCCAAGAAGGAUGUUUAUUUGGGAAAAAUGUGCUUACAAUGAUGAGCAAAUUUAACAUUAUAUAAAUUAUUAUCUCAGAACUAUGAAAGUUAGAAUGGCAGGAUAAUUUAUAUGUUCUUUAUGAAAAGUUUUCUGCUAUGACAUUUAAGUUGGGUUUAAAGAAACACUUUUAGAAAACAGAUCUUUCAAAAUCCGGAAGGCUUGGUUUUUCUGUAUUCUUAGAUAGGUUAAGCAAAUAAACUGGAGACUUCCCAACCCAUACCUACCUAGAAUUCUUAUACAUUGUUAAGGUCAUUGCCAAGGACAGGUGAAAAUGGGCAUCCUAACUUAAAAUAGUUGAAAAUUCCUAUCAGCUUUGAUAGGAAUAAAAACAUCUUUCUCAUAUUCCUAUUGAUAUAUUGGUGCCAUUAGAAUACAAGAUCAGAGCACUACAUAUAACAACACCUUCUUAGUGUUGUAACAAAUAAUUUUCUAGGUUAGAAAAAUCCUGUGACUUCAUAAGAAAUUUCAUUUUUAUGAUUAGAAGUUCAUUGGGCUGUUGGUGUAUUAAUUAAAUGAAUGAUUUUUGGAUCUAGGAAAUAUAAGAAAUAUAAGUAAGGUACAGUUGUCCCACAGUAUCUGUGGGGGAUAGGUUUCAGGAUUCCCUGCGGAUACCAAAAUCCACAGAUGUUCCAAGUCUUUCAUAUAAAAUGGAAUAAUAUUUGCAUAUAACCUAUGCACAUCCUCUUGUAUACACUAAAUCAUCUCUA